AUGACCUCCCUCAAACAAUUUAUCCGCAAUGUGCGGGCCUCCAAGACCAUCGCAGACGAGCGUGCUGUCGUCCAGAAAGAGAGUGCGGCGAUCCGGGCUAGUUUUCGAGAAGAGAGCGGAGACUCGAACAUUAGUAGGAGGAACAAUGUCGCAAAGCUAUUAUACCUGUUCACCCUGGGAGAACGCACGCAUUUCGGCCAGAUAGAAUGCCUUAAACUAUUGGCCUCUCCGCGGUUUGCGGACAAACGACUGGGCUAUUUGGGGACUAUGCUGCUGCUGGACGAGAAUCAGGAAGUCCUCACAUUGGUGACGAACUCGUUGAAAAACGAUCUCAAUCAUUCUAAUCAAUAUGUCGUCGGCCUCGCUCUCUGUACCUUAGGCAACAUUGCCUCUGUCGAAAUGUCCAGAGACUUGUUCCCCGAAGUCGAGACCCUUAUAUCCACUGCGAACCCCUACAUACGUCGAAAGGCUGCGCUCUGCGCCAUGCGGAUAUGCCGCAAAGUCCCAGAUCUUCAAGAACAUUUCCUCGAAAAAGCCAAACUUCUGCUACAGGAUAGGAAUCACGGAGUCCUCCUGUGUGGAUUGACCCUGAUAACGAGCAUGUGCGAGGCAGAUGAAGCAGAAGGGGGUGAAGAGGGCGUGGUCGAAAUGUUCCGACCAGUUGUUCCACACUUGGUCCGCACGUUGAAAAGUCUUACGAGCUCGGGGUACACGCCUGAACACGAUGUUUCGGGAAUCACAGAUCCCUUCUUGCAAGUCAAGAUCCUUCAGCUUUUCCGAGUGCUAGGACGAGGAGACGCGGCCACCAGCGAACAGAUCAACGACAUUCUGGCACAAGUUGCUACCAACACCGAGUCCACCAAGAAUGUCGGAAACGCCAUCUUAUACGAAGCAGUCCUUACUAUUCUUGACAUCGAAGCUGACUCGGGUCUGAGAGUGCUGGGCGUCAAUAUUCUGGGGAAAUUCUUAGCCAACAAAGACAAUAACAUUCGAUAUGUCGCACUUAACACGCUGAUCAAGGUGGUCGCCAUUGAGCCUAACGCAGUUCAAAGGCACCGAAAUACCAUUCUAGAGUGCUUGAGAGACCCAGAUAUCUCAAUCCGACGUCGAGCGUUGGAUCUGAGCUUCACCUUGAUCCGCGAAGACAACGUACGGGUGCUGAUACGAGAAUUAUUGGCAUUUCUGGAAGUCGCUGACACCGAGUUUAAACCUGUGAUGACGACGCAGAUUGGCAUUGCGGCAGAUCGUUUCGCCCCUAACAAACGCUGGCACAUCGAUACUAUGCUGCGGGUUGUCAAGCUGGCUGGCAACUAUGUCAAGGAGCAGAUUCUAUCGUCUUUCAUUCGUCUCAUCGCCACCUCGCCUGACCAGCAAACUUAUGCAGUCCAGAAGCUAUAUGCGGCCCUGAAAGCGGACAUCACACAAGAGGCUCUGACCCUGGCCGCUGUCUGGGUCAUUGGUGAGUAUGGUGACUCGUUACUUCGUGGUGGAUCGUACGAAGAAGAAGAGCUGGUGAAGGAAGUAAAAGAAAAUGAUAUUGUUGACUUGUAUACGACAAUCCUCAACUCGACAUACGCAAAUCAGGUGGUGACCGAAUACAUUGUCACUUCUGCAAUGAAGCUGACAACGAGGAUGUCAGACCAGUCACAAAUUGAACGAAUACGGCGCUUAAUGAAUUCCAGAACGGCGGAUCUAAGCAUCGAGAUCCAGCAAAGGGCUGUUGAGUAUAGCAACAUGUUUGGUUAUGACUCGAUUCGAAGAGGCGUGCUGGAGAAGAUGCCGCCACCGGAAAUCAAAGAGGAGCAACGAGUCCUCGGGCAGUCAACGGCGCCUGCUAAGGACAAGAGAAAGACCUUGAAAGCGAAGACAAACGUCAAAGUUGCCAAGGCGACAGAAUCCGACAUGCUUCUUGAUCUUAUGGGGGGAUCGGACCUGCCAGCUGUAGACACGAGUGCUACACUGAACGGCCAACAACAGACAGCAGACUUAUUGGCAGACAUUCUCGGAGGUGGAAGCUCAGUUUCUAGUCCUCCAGCACAAACGAAAAGCCCUGCACCACCAUCCAAUACGGAUGCUAUCAUGGAUCUAUUCGGCAACGGAACUGCCAAACCCACCAGCCCUGCACCUGCUGGACCACAAGCACACCCCGUAUACAAUAAAAACGAUCUGUCGGUUGCGAUUCAAGUCUCAAGAAGUGGUUCUGCAAUACAAGCUAUCGCGAGGUUCAAGAAUAACUCAGCGUUCGAACAGAUGUCAAAUGUCGGCUUGCAGGCCGCAGUACCAAAGAGUCAGAAAUUGACUUUACAAGCGGUAAACAGAAGCGCGCUGGGAGCCGGUGAUGAGGCUACUCAAGGCAUGAAGGUUGUUGCAGCGACCGGGCCCCUGCCCUCAAAACUCCGCCUUCGAUUGAAAAUCUCGUAUGCCAAAGAUGGGAGUGCUCCGGUAACCGAACAAGUCGACUGGACAGAACCAUGA
Cladophialophora psammophila CBS 110553 is the source of this 2475-nucleotide messenger RNA. RefSeq lists its product as uncharacterized. Gene Ontology annotation, molecular function: clathrin-cargo adaptor activity. Gene Ontology annotation, biological process: receptor-mediated endocytosis; intracellular protein transport; Golgi to vacuole transport. Bases 1 to 2475 code for a protein of 824 amino acids. Gene Ontology annotation, cellular component: membrane coat; Golgi apparatus; AP-1 adaptor complex. The transcript is spliced from 5 exons. Lineage: Eukaryota; Fungi; Ascomycota; Eurotiomycetes; Chaetothyriales; Herpotrichiellaceae. The record is from RefSeq and is a predicted model, not a curated record.